AUCACUUCGUCACUUGUCUUUCGUUAUUUCUUGAAAUAUGAGCAAAAAAUUGAUUUUGUAUAACCUGGACCUCAGCCCGCCGGUGCGUACAGUGAAAAUUGUAGCCAAAUUGCUCGGUUUGGAUCUUGAGCUUCGUAACAUUAACUUGCUGGAAGGUGAACAUUUGAAGGCGGCAUAUGCAAAGAUCAAUCCGGAGCGUGUGAUUCCAACACUGAUUGAUGAUGGUUUUGUCAUUUGGGAUAGUCAUGCAAUCUGUACGUAUUUAGUAGAUAAAUAUGGCAAAAACGAUGCAUUGUACCCAAAAGAUUUGCAGUUGCGUGCGCGAUGCAAUCAACGACUCUUCUUCGAUGCGGCCAGUUUGUUCGUACGAUUGCGUGACUGUUCUUAUCCAAUAUUUUUCAAAGCCGGAAAAGAAGUACCUCAAGACCGAAUCGAUCCAAUUUACAUGGCCUACGAUAUUUUGGAAGCAUUUCUGGCAUCCGAUCCAUUUUUGGUCGGCAAAAUCCUAACGAUCGCUGAUAUAAGUGUGUCAGUGACUUUGCUACCACUUGGAAUUUAUGCGCCUCUUCAGAAUGAAAAGCAUCCAAAAAUCAUAGCCUGGUUGAAACGUGUUAGCCAAACGAUUCCAUUCUUUGAUGAAGUAAAUCUAAAAUAUGUAGAAGAAGUACGUCAGCUGAUCCAUUCAACUUUGGAGAAAAACAAGCAACAGUCUUAGUUGAACACUGUUGAAAAUCAAUCAAAUAAUUUCUUUUAUUUUCGCUUUUAAUGCACUCAGCUUGCUGCUGAUUUAUCGAAGUAUUGUAUUUUAAUUUGAAGUUUGGAAUUUUAUUAUUUUUGUUCUCAUUUACAUGAACAUUAUGAGAAUCGUUCUGUAAAUUGAAUACGUUCAAUAGAUGCACCUAUCAAAUCUACUCUUUUGUGAUAAUAAAGGAAAACUAAGCACGCACAACUCAUUGAAAUGAUUGAAUUAAUUUCAUGAUCAAAAUGAAACCAACUUUGAAUCGUAAUUAAAAAAAAAUGUUCUAUUCAUCGCAUGAUGAUUGAGUUGUGUUGAUCAGUUUGUUUUGUGCAUCUGUUUCGAAAACACGAUU
Messenger RNA from Sitodiplosis mosellana (orange wheat blossom midge), 1091 nucleotides. Its product is annotated as glutathione S-transferase D7-like. Gene Ontology annotation, molecular function: glutathione transferase activity. Gene Ontology annotation, biological process: glutathione metabolic process. NCBI's taxonomy places the organism in Eukaryota, Metazoa, Arthropoda, Insecta, Diptera, Cecidomyiidae. The transcript is spliced from 3 exons. The record is from RefSeq and is a predicted model, not a curated record. The coding region runs from base 38 to 715 and encodes 225 amino acids.